AUGAAUAUACCUAAUGAAUACAUUUCGAACGCAGAGGACGUCGCUGAUACCGUCAUAAGGAAAUUAAAAUACAUAUUACCGACGUUAGCUAGAGUAUGUCUUAUAUCAACAUUUUUAGAAGACGGUCUUCGAAUGUGGUUUCAAUGGACGGAGCAGCGGGAAUAUAUGGACAUGUCGUGGGGUUGCGGUAAAUUUCUUGCCACUGUUUUCGUUAUUAUUAAUUUAAUAGGACAACUCGGAGGAUGCGUUAUGGUCAUCGUACGUUACAGGGUGAACAUAGCCUGUGGGGUGCUAUUUUUCAUUGUUGUACUACAGACGUUCGCCUACAGCAUACUUUGGGACGUGCAAUUCUUGUUCAGGAAUCUGGCGCUUAUCGGGGCCCUGUUGCUCGUCCUAGCCGAAAGCAGGGGCGAAGCGAAGAGUUUGUUCGCGGGAGUUCCAUCGUUGGGAGACAACAAACCGAAGAAUUACCUGCAAUUGACUGGUAGAGUGUUGCUGGCUUUCAUGUUCAUCACUCUCAUACGAUUCGAGUUUAGCUUUUUGCAGAUUACUUUGGAUCUACUCGGUUCUUCGUUGAUGGUGUUGGUGACUAUCGGAUACAAAACUAAAUUGUCCGCGUUGAUUCUUGUAUUGUUACUCACCACGUUGAAUUUCUAUCACAACGCUUGGUGGUAUAUUCCCGAUUACAAGCCGUUAAGGGACUUCCUUAAAUACGACUUCUUCCAGACUUUAUCUGUAAUUGGUGGGCUUCUGAUGAUAGUCUACUUGGGCCCCGGUGGUGUCUCGAUGGAUGAGCACAAGAAAAGGUGGUAA
Phyllotreta striolata is the source of this 813-nucleotide messenger RNA. Lineage: Eukaryota; Metazoa; Arthropoda; Insecta; Coleoptera; Chrysomelidae. The record is from the annotation of a GenBank genome assembly.